Molecule: messenger RNA, 981 nt
Organism: Myotis daubentonii (Daubenton's bat)
Lineage: Eukaryota; Metazoa; Chordata; Mammalia; Chiroptera; Vespertilionidae
Gene: PEAK3
Product: PEAK family member 3
Source: RefSeq, a predicted model, not a curated record
AUGGCCAGCCAGGGUGGGGGCUCCAUCCUAGCACCACUUGUGAGUGAGGGGGUGUCCAGCAGCUGCAUACCCCACGCAAGGUCCUCCUCAGCUGACCCACAGCCCCUGCCCCCACCCCUGCCUAAGAAGACCCUGAGCUGCCCCCCGACAGGGCUCCCAGCCCCAGCCCCACUCCCAGCAGGCCAGCCUCAGAGGCCCCUUCUGGGGUCCCACAGGGUGGAUGAGAGUCAAACAGGCCAUGACAAGAGGCCAACUUGUCCCCCUGCAGAGCUGCCCUUCUGCUCGAUGGACACCGAGCUGGGCCUGUCCUUCCACGCAGAGGCCUGGCAGCUGGAGGGCUUCUGUGCCAUGCGUGCUUGGCUCCCGACUCGGGUCCUGGGGGGCACCCGGCCCCCCCUCCUGCAUGGAGAGCAGAGCGAGAAUGCCCUCUACUACCGCACGGUGCGGGUGGAUGAGGCCUGGCCUGGCCUGGCCGCCAAGAGGAGCCCCACCAUCACCGCUCCUCUGCCAGGGGCUCUCCAACUUUCCCUCCUAGGCAGACCCACACCUGCUUAUUUCACAGCCAACGAACAGCCCUGGGAACCACGUUUCUCCAUCACCUGGGAGACUUGUAGCAGUCCCAUGGGAGCACAGAGGCCCACAGACUUCGCCUAAACCUUGGCCUUGCUGCCGCUGCAGCUGAGCACGGCCCUGGAGCACCUGGAGGUGGGCACAUUCUUAGCAGAGCUGCGGCCGGGAAACCUGCUGCUGGAAUGCCACGGGACUGCUCGGACUCCAGGGCCCUAUCCGGAACACCUGGCAUCCCAGGCCCUGCCCUGGGGACCCUGGCCGGAGCUGUGUGGCCGCGGCACUGCUGGGCCCUGGCUGCGGGUGUGCCACGCUCUGCUGGUCCUGCACCUAGUGGAGCAGCUGAGCUGUGGAUACCUGGCCGAGGCCAUGAAGGCCUCACUGGGCCGCACCCUGGCACUGCUGUGGGACUGA